AUGAAGUUCAACCUUUUCAGGAAGGCACAGCCGGUGGCCCCCGCUGAGCCCACCGGAGCUACCACCAUGGCCAGUAUGGCCCCCACCCCAGCCGCCAUCUCUACUGUGGCCGAAAACUCUGGCAACCAGACGGAGAUCAGCAAGCACGACAUGUUUGAAGAGAUCAAGAGCAAAUUCUUGAAUGAAAUCGACAAAAUCCCACUGCCCCCGUGGGCCUUGAUCGCCAUAGCAGUGGUGGCUGCUCUGCUUGUCCUCACCUGCUGCUUCUGCAUCAUCAAGAAGUGCUGCUGCAAGAAAAAGAAGAACAAAAAAGGCAAGAAGGGCAAGGACGGCUUCAACAUGAAGAACAUGGAGGGUGGUGAGAAACCGCAGGAUGAAGAUGAUGAUGAGGGAGAGACCGGGCUCACAGAAGAGGAGAAGGAGGAAGAGGAGAAGGAGCAAGAGAAGUUGGGCAAGCUGCAAUAUUCCAUCGACUAUGACUUUGAGAACACAAAGCUCACUGUCGGGAUCCUUCAAGCGGCAGACCUCAUGUCCAUGGAUUCGGGCGGGACUUCAGAUCCGUACGUUAGAGUUCUGCUCUUCCCUGACAAGAAGAAGAAGUUUGACACCAAAGUCCACAAGAAAACGCUCAACCCAGUAUUUAAUGAAACCUUUGUCUUCAAGGUGCCCUACGAAGAGCUCGGUGGCAAAACUCUGGUGAUGUCCGUUUUCGACUACGAUCGCUUCUCCAAGCACGACGUCAUCGGCGAGGUGAAGCUGCCCAUGAACACCAUCGACCUCGGGCGCCCCAUCGAGGAGUGGCGCGACCUGGAGAGCGCCGAUCAAGAGGAGCCCGAGAAACUCGGGGACAUCUGCAUCUCCUUACGUUACGUCCCCACUGCCGGGAAACUCACCGUCUGCAUACUGGAGGCCAAGAACCUAAAAAAGAUGGAUGCCUGUGGAUUAUCCGACCCAUAUGUCAAGAUCCAGCUGUUGCAGGGGGGUAAGCGUCUGAAGAAGAAGAAGACAACGGUGAAAAAGAACACCCUUAACCCGUACUACAAUGAGUCCUUCAGUUUUGAAAUCCCGCUGGAGCAGAUGCAGAAAAUCCUCGUGGCCGUUACGGUGUUCGACUACGACAAGAUCGGCAAGAACGACGCAAUCGGCAAGAUCUUCGUGGGCAGCAAGGCCACGGGGCUAGGUCUUAAGCACUGGUCUGACAUGCUGGCCAACCCACGGCGCCCCAUUGCCCAGUGGCACCCUUUGCAACCGGAGGAGGACAUCGACGGUCAGCUCGCCUCCUUGGCAGCCAAGAAGUAA
Molecule: messenger RNA, 1299 nt
Organism: Syngnathoides biaculeatus (alligator pipefish)
Lineage: Eukaryota; Metazoa; Chordata; Actinopteri; Syngnathiformes; Syngnathidae
Product: synaptotagmin-2-like
Exons: 8
Coding region: 1-1299 (432 amino acids)
Biological process (GO): regulation of calcium ion-dependent exocytosis; cellular response to calcium ion; calcium ion-regulated exocytosis of neurotransmitter
Cellular component (GO): synaptic vesicle membrane; dense core granule; axon
Molecular function (GO): syntaxin binding; clathrin binding; calcium ion binding
Source: RefSeq, a predicted model, not a curated record